Molecule: messenger RNA, 1863 nt
Organism: Selaginella moellendorffii
Lineage: Eukaryota; Viridiplantae; Streptophyta; Lycopodiopsida; Selaginellales; Selaginellaceae
Product: pentatricopeptide repeat-containing protein At4g02750
Exons: 1
Coding region: 1-1863 (620 amino acids)
Biological process (GO): RNA modification
Molecular function (GO): protein binding; RNA binding
Source: RefSeq, a predicted model, not a curated record
AUGAAUCUCGCCAUCGCUGGGGAUACGAGAAAAGAGAUCCUUCACGCGAUCGAGGCCUGUCAGGAUUUGCCCCAGGCUCGAGAGCUCCACGCUUGCUUGGCCAGCUCCGUGGAUCUUAGGGCCGCCGAUGGCGAUCCUUUCCUGUCCAACAAGCUCAUCCAGAUGUACGCGAGCUGCCGUGGCGCCGAUCUCGCGCGCGAGGUCUUCGAUUCCACCCGGCACAAAGAUUUCUACACCUGGGACUCGAUGCUCUCGUGCUACACCCGGAAUGGGGAUUUCCAGCAAGCGCGAUUGUUCUUCGCCGCCAUGCCGGAGGCGAGCAUUGUCUCUUGCAACACGAUGCUCGCGGCAUUUGCCAAGGCUGGGGAAUUGGAUCUCGCGAGAGAUCUGUUUGAUCGGAUGCCCGAGAAAGAUAUCAUCUCCUGGACAACGAUUCUAGCAGCAAAUGCGCGAGCAGGGUUUCUUGAUCGAUCUUGCGAAGUAUUUGCGCAAAUGCCCCUUGUCAAUCUUGUGUCGUGGAAUUCUAUCCUUACGGCAAAUACCCAGCUCGGGGAUUUACUCUCAGCCAUAGAAAUCUUUCACGACCUAAUUCCGGAAAGGAAUCUGGUGUCAUCUACGGCCAUGAUCGCCGCCCUCGGGCAGGCUGGACGGCUGGAUGCCGCGAAGAAACUAUUUGAUGAGAUGCCAUUCCGGGAUCUCGUGUCGUGGACUGCGGUCCUGGCCGCUUAUUGCCAGUCCCGGAAUCUGUCAGGUGCCACGUGGCUAUUGGAUAGAAUGCCCGAGAGGAAUGUCGUGGCGUGGACGACCGUGAUAAACGCUUUCGCGCAGGAGGGGAAUCUGGAAGAGGCGGAGCGAGUAUUUCGUGAGAUACCGGUCCAGACGCCGGUAUCUUUGACCGUGAUGCUCACCGCAUAUGCCGUGAACGGGCAUCUGGAUCUGGCAAAGGAUCUCUUUGAUGGGAUGAAAGAGCGCGAUCUUGUUGCUUGGAACGCAAUGCUCACAGCGUUUGUGGAAAGCAAUAGUUUUGAGGACGCGAGAAGAACUUUUGACAGUGUUCCCGAACGAAGCAUCGAAUCGUGGAAUCUACUGCUCGAAGCAUUUGCCACGACAGGGCAUUUGGAAAUGGCAAGGCGGCAUUUCUCACAGAUGCCGCAUGGAAAUCAAACCUCCUGGAACACAAUGCUGCUCGCUUCGGUGAGGGCCGGAGAUUUGGAGCAGUCGCAAUGCCUGUUCGAGCAGAUGCCUCAUCGCGACACCACUUCCUGGAACACAAUCCUGGCGGCGCACGCUACCAGCGGCGAUGACAAUCGAGCCCUCGCGCUAUUUCACUCGAUGCCGCAGCGAAACCCACAGUCGUGGAACGCGAUCCUGGCAAUGCACUGCUCCAAUCGAGAUAUCGACGCUGCCAGGAGCCUGUUCGCGGCAAUGCCGUGCCGCGACGCCAUCGCCUGGAACACGAUGCUCGCCGCCCACGCCCAGAUGGGCGGCCCUAAUCGAGCCAAGAAAUUCUUUGACGCAAUGCCGGAUCAAACCCUCGCUUCCUGGGCCACACUGCUGUGCGCGUACGGCCACACCGACGGGGCGGUGGCCCUAUUCGACCUGGCCAAAUGUACGGUCUCACCGGACGCGGUGUGCUGGGUGCUCGUCCUAAACGCGUGCAGCCACUCGGGGCGGUGCUUUCUCGCCGGGUCCUACCUCCGGUCCAUGGCGUACGACUUUGCCGUACGGCCGACGAAGCAGCACUACAAUUGUAUCGUGGACGCGCUCGCAAGGGGCGGCUACGUGGCGGAAGCCCACGAGCUUGUGGCGGAGAUGCCCUUUGUCCCAGAUUCUUUGGAGUGGACUUGUUUGCGCGGCGAUUAG